This is a messenger RNA of Brugia pahangi, 4200 nucleotides long. Lineage: Eukaryota; Metazoa; Nematoda; Chromadorea; Rhabditida; Onchocercidae. The record is from the annotation of a GenBank genome assembly.
AUGAACGAACAGUGGUCGUGUGCCGGUAUUUGUGUAGAACCGCAAUCUGAACAGCGGUCGCUUGGUACCAACCAACAAGCAACAGCAGAAACACAUAAUCUAUCUGGAACUGAUAGGACAACUCCGGCAGCGUCCAUUUCAACGACAACAACUCCAAUAAAUUUUCCAAAUUGUUCAUCACCCUCUUCAUCGUCACAUCCUGAUUGCGUCACUGGCUCUACAAGCCUUUCAAAUUCAUCAGCGGUUGACGGUCGUGUAUUGAUUCCUUGUUCUACAGUGUCAUUAAACAAAGUGGAAGAACAGAAGAGCAAUAGCUGCAGUUAUGAGCCUUCAUCGAGUGUACCAACGGAUAAUAUCCUUUUGUCGUCCAGUUCAGGAACGCUGACAGACGAAACCUAUCCAUCUACUAGUACAGCUGAUACCAGUAUUUUUGACGAGAAAGCAACGUUGCAGGAUUGUCAGUUGUCUCGACUUAUACGUCGUCGGUGCAGAUUUUUACUACCGUCUAAUAUUUCCCAUAAAUUACUGCGGAUAGCAUUGAAACAACCAACUACAUUGAAACAUUUAAGUAUAACCUCAGUGAAAGUGGGCGAAUCAAAUCUGUUACCAGUGGUUGUGAAUGAUGCAACACUAAGCCUUCUUUCACUUCCAUAUCCCAGCACAGGUUCUGAAAUGAAUUCCUUGGCUGGUGUACCAGUGAAUGCUAAUGCUACUGAUAGAGCAAAUAUUUAUGAUCCUUAUCAAAGUGAGAAUGGUCGACAUGAAUUGACGCCAUCAACUUCAGCUGGUCAUAUACCAGGUAAACGAAAAGCUGGUGUAAUUAAUAAUGAUAUAUAUCAAACAGGAGUUGGGAUGCAUGGUUAUAUGGGGACAGUUAGUGGACAAUCCAAUGCAACUAAUACAGUGGCUUCUGUAAAGCAGCAGCAAUCUCAGACUACAUCUAAUACUAGCAGCCCAUUGUUGGUUAAUUUAUUAAGAAGUUCAUCACCAGUUGCUAACGCUGGUAUGCAUAAUUUGCAACAUACACAUAUGUCGCGUCCUUCUGCUGCUCCGAUAAUGCAGCACAUGUCAGCCCCUUCUCCACAAACUCAGGGAACUGUUGGUUAUUCGUCAUAUCCGUACAUGGGACAAAGCACAAUGAAUACACCAGUGCAGCCUGGUCGAAUGCGUCCUUCAGCAACUUCAGUGGAAGUUUCUCACUUAACUACCUCAACACAUGCACAUUCUGAACAACAGCAGAUGCGGCCAACGCAACAAGAGGCAUGCUUUUUUGUUAUGUCUGUAUUGCUGUUAUUAUCUUUCGAACCGAUGGUAGAUACUGUAUCACAUUGUGUAUUCCAGGUCAAUAUGGAAAGACAUCAGCAAGUAGUUGCUACACAACAGCAGAGUGCACCAGCGCAGCAGUUACCUCAGGCAUAUUAUCCUCAAUACAACCAGAGACGUCCAAUGCUCGCUGGCUUCACAGUCCGCGGACAAAUACCGCAACAGCAUGCUGUUUAUGCACAGCAGGGACAAAUGAUGCCUCCUCAUUACAUUCACGUGCAGCAGCAACCAAGACUUACUGGACAGCCAUUGCCAGUUCAUUUUCACCAGACAGUCUCUUUGGAACAUGAUGCUGGCAGUCAAAUGUCUGUUGCUGCUCCUCCUCCCAAGAAAAGAAAGCGACCAACUAAAAAGCAGUUGAAGGAAGCUGAAAUAGCGCAACAAGCGGCUGCUGCUGCGGCGCAACAGCAAUUCAUAAUGGAGCAGCAGAUGAAUAGCCGAGUGCCUUCUGCAAAUGCUCAUACGGUGGAUAGGCCUACUGUCAUGUCACAGGUAAUGCAUAGUGGUCAGCCAAGUGUCGGCAUAACUUAUGCACAGCAUCCGCAAGGGUAUCCUUCACAAACACUUCGUUCUCCUCCGGCUGUUCCUGCACAAACUGGGCCAAUAAUGCAGAAUCCAUCUUCAAAUCCUUCUUUUUAUCAGCAACAAAACGUUUGGGUUCCACAGCACCAGCAACAAAUUAUGUCACAGCAGCGUCCACAGAUAAUGUAUAGUGGUCAGAUGCAUCAUCAUUGGCAAAACAGUCAAUCGCAUCAUUCGCGAAUGAUUUAUCCUCAAACAGAUAGUGUAUCCGAGAUGAGUGCUGGUUCAUCUGGCAGUGUCCAUACAUCUCCUAUGACUAGUCGGAAUGCGUCAAUUGACUAUUCGCCAGCAUCACAGUCUAGCAGCACGAUGUCGCCACUAUAUCAGCAACAACAACCAAAUAUGACCUACCAGCAGCCACCAAAUCAACAAACACCUCCAUCUGCUUUAACUUAUUCGCAGUCUUCACCAUCACAGCAGCAAGUAAGUGUACCUGCACGACCUCAACAACAGCAAACAAUACCAAUGCAAAUGCAGGAAUCGCAGCAACAGCAGCCCCCGUUCUCUGCAGAACAGCAGUGUCUAGAUAUGCAGCCAAAGAGCUGCUUGCCAGUGUUACAAAGUGGAGGUGAUUUUGAAAUGGAUGAUGAACUGGGUGCUAAUAUUGCUGAUGACUGUGGUGAUUACAAUGAUUUGGAUUCUAUUGAACCAAUGACCGAAUCGAGCGAAUUUGGGGCAACGUUGAUGGCUUCCCAUCAACAGCAAAUGCAACAGCGGCCAGCAAAUACUCAGCAACAUAUGCAGCAUCACCACCACCAACAACAACAACAACAGUACUACAGUCGUAUGUUGCCUCCUCAAAAUCGGUAUGACAUCCAAUCACCAAUGCAGCAUCAAAGUGUUGGUUACAUGAGACAAAUGUGUAGUGAAACUCAAAUGCGGCAGUGUAGUUUUCCGAGUACUCUCGGUCUCUCUCAGCAACAACAAUCACUUUCUCGGGGUUAUUCAUCUCCACAGCAUCAACAGCAGCCACCACAAGGGGCAACCAAUUUAUUUAUGAGCCCACCACCACAACCAAGUUGUUCUCCAAGUCCUUAUACUCCUCGAUCAUCACCCCAAAAAGAUAGCAGCAACUUUACUGCCCGACAGCAGCAGCCGAGACAUAUUGCGGUAACACACCAACAGUAUGCAGCAUCACCAUUGUCGCAGCAACAGUCUAUUCGUACACCACUUAGUGCUCCACCAACUGUUCAUUCACAGUCACAACUGCAUCCAACUUGUGGGCGAAUUGAUGAUUUACGAUCAUCGCGAUCAGAUGGUGAAGCAACACCACGAGCAUCAACUACUGAUUCGAACGUUGCUUCGAUUGAAUAUGACAAAGAUCCGAUCAACUCUACUAUAGAUGCAGUAGUUAUGCGAGCACUUUCCGAUCAAGACAGCUUUUCCUCGACAAGCAUUUCGAAUUAUUUUCGUGGAUCACGGAAUCGUUUAUCAACAAAUAUUCAGUCUUCGACGGCUGAACAGACUGGGACUAGUGACAGAAAAAUGAUGGGUAACAACGUUAACAACAGUAUGAGACCGGUGAAUGCAAUCAAACAUCAACCUGGGCAAUUUCAGAGCUCUCAACAAGCUCAGCAGUUUUCAAACACUGAUGCAAUAGAAGGUUCAGGAGUCGGAGCUAGUGGUUCUCAUAAUGGUCAGGCGACAGGGAAUUCUGCCUUUCCAUCAAGUAAAACGCCAGUUUCUGCUCAGCAGUUAGUUUCUGCAAGUCGUGAAAGUUUUCACGGUGGAAAUAGCGAAAUGCAUGGUCUCACUCUAUCUGCUAGACAACAGAAGGACCAGAGAAUUAGUGAUCGAAUUGGUGAUCAAAGGUCAAACAACACAGCUGAACAUCACCAUUUGACCAACGGGCAUGAAUCACUGAACAUGUUAAAAGAACGCGGAUAUGUUCAAUCAUGCAAUGGAGUGCUUCCGCUAUCGCAGUCAAAUGAUGACGAGCGAAGACUAACGGGUGGGUUGGUUUCAGCAGUGACAAUAACUGAUGUGCAGCAGCCGCAGAGAUCUUCUCCAAAAGUUUCGGGGACAGCAAGGCGUAAUCGCCGUAAGGCAGAUUUAUCGCUGGAAGCAUUGUCUUAUGAUGACGAAGAUGAAAUUACCGUCCCAACAUUUGCAGCGUAUCAGGGUCCAUAUAUAAGACGUGUAGGUGGUCCCGGUAGUAUUGUUGUUGGAUGUAGUGGGAACACUCCAACACAACCUCCUUUCGCUAAUAUCAGUGUACAAAGUGCUCAAAAUAAUUUUUCUGCCACAGUGGCUCGGCAGCAGCAAAUGUUGAAGCAGCAGCCGAAAACGUCGUAA